Molecule: messenger RNA, 747 nt
Organism: Penicillium hordei
Lineage: Eukaryota; Fungi; Ascomycota; Eurotiomycetes; Eurotiales; Aspergillaceae
Product: SDR family NAD(P)-dependent oxidoreductase
Exons: 2
Coding region: 1-747 (248 amino acids)
Molecular function (GO): oxidoreductase activity, acting on the CH-OH group of donors, NAD or NADP as acceptor
Source: RefSeq, a predicted model, not a curated record
AUGGGCGUCUCUGGAAUUGCCCUUAUCACACACAGGUGGCGCCUCGGGAAUUGGCCGCGCCUGCGCAAAGACAUUCGCCCGAGAUGGCGCCUCCGGAAUCGCUCUGCUCGACAUCAGCCCCGAAGCCCUAAAGCCGUCAAAGCCGAGAUCGAAGAGCAACAGUGCAAAGCAGGAGCGACACCAUGCCGAGUCCUGACCUACCCCAUCAAUAUCACAGAUGAGAACCGUGUCAAUGAAGUCGUCGAAGAAGUCGCGACGACAUUUGGCCGACUCGACUACGUCAUCAACGCAGCUGGAAUAGCAAUGAAGCACACAGGCGGAGCUGCAUUCUGCGAAACAUCCGACUGGGAGCGCAUUUUGAACGUGAACCUCACAGGCGCAUUCUUCGUUUUGCGCGCUGCUGCCAGGAUCAUGUUGAAGCAGGAGCCUAUCAAGUCCUCGAUUGAUGGCAGGCCACUACAGCGUAGCUCAAUUGUCAACUUCCCGUCUAUUCAGGGUGUUGCUGGAAUUGCGUUGUCGACCGCAUGGUUCAAUGCUAUCUGUCCUGGGUAUACUGAGACCCCUUUGGCAACCAAGUCGCCUCAGAUCCUGGCCGCUAUGAAGGAGAAGGUUGCCAAUGCUGUUAUAAUGGCACGUGUGGGUCAGCUGGGGGAUAUUGCGGAUGGUGUUGUUUAUUUGAGUGGUGGACGCGCUUCUUUUGUUACUGGAACGGCUUUGUUUGUGGAUGGCGGGUACACCCAGCGAUAA